This is a messenger RNA of Chlamydomonas reinhardtii, 1823 nucleotides long. RefSeq lists its product as uncharacterized. Gene Ontology annotation, biological process: mRNA splicing, via spliceosome. Gene Ontology annotation, molecular function: RNA binding; zinc ion binding. Gene Ontology annotation, cellular component: nuclear speck. The record is from RefSeq and is a predicted model, not a curated record. Bases 114 to 716 code for a protein of 200 amino acids. Lineage: Eukaryota; Viridiplantae; Chlorophyta; Chlorophyceae; Chlamydomonadales; Chlamydomonadaceae. The transcript is spliced from 5 exons.
CAUACACAUCUCACGCACCGACCUCUGUGACAUAAGAAGCGAAGACUGAGAGGACUGUAAGGACAGAGAUCGCGACCUAGUUCAGUCGACAAGCGCAUUUGCGCCCAGCAAUCAUGGGCAGCCGGAUUUACAUCGGCAACCUGCCCGCUGACAUUGCGGAGCGGGAUGUCCGCGACGAGUUCGAGCGCUUUGGUCGCGUUCGCACCAUUUGGGUGGCUCGCAAGCCUCCUGGCUUUGCUUUUAUGGAGAUGGAGGAUGACCGGGACGCUGCCGACGCCGUCCGCAAGCUAGACGGCUUCCAAGGCUGGCGCGUGGAGUUCUCGCGCCGCGCUGACCGCGGCCCGCCCGCUCGCGGUGGCGGAGGUGGCGGUGGCUUUGGCGGCGGCGGCGGCCCAGGCGGCCCCGGUGGCCGUGAGAUGCGCUGCUACGAGUGCGGCGAGAUUGGGCACAUUGCCCGCGACUGCCGCAACAUGCGCGGUGGCCCUGCCAGCCUGCGCGGCGGCCCGCCUCCGCCCGUCCGCGGCCGCAGCCGCUCCCGGAGCCCGCCCCGCCGCAGCCGCAGCCCCUCCUACGACCGCCGCCGGUCUCCCAGCCCCCGCCGUGACCGGGACGCUCCGCGGGACUCCGGCCGUGAUGCUCCGCGGGACGCUGGCCGUGACGCUCCUCGGGACGCUGGCCGUGACCGCGAGCGCAGCCGCAGCCGCGACCGGGAUUGAGCCUCCUGUCUCAUGCAGGCCUGGAGGAGCGCAGCAGGCAACGGAUACCACAGCACUGCAGCGACGGACUGGGCGGCUUGACGGGGGCGCUGGCACGACUACAUGCGCAGCUUGAUGGACUGCAGCUUCAUUUUGUCGGCGCUGUGUGCCCGGUCGCCUGGGCGUGUCGUGCGCGUGCCUGCUUAGUGUGCGUGUGUGUUUGCUUGUGUCUUGGCAUUCACGUGUCGUGGGGCCAUGAGCAAAUGCCCCGGCCUGCUUGUGAAUGGCUGGUAUGGUUCAACGCGCGCUCUUGAAUGCGUUUUACGGGAUGUGCCUGGUAACAGCGCGGACUUGUUUGUGUAUGAUGGUUUGUGGCUGGCCUUGAUCGGCCCGCUAUAUGAUGUGCGCGGCACUGUUUGUUUGUUCGGAGAUGGUAGUCGGACCAUAAGUAUCACCAAAUGUGGUCGGAGGUUGAUUCGUGCUUGAUUCGGCCUGAAGUCCUGAUGGGCACUAAGGAGCACGCCUGCACGCGCCCCUUUUCUCACAGGGGCCUCUGCCGUGCGCGUCACUCCCGCCCGCAUCGCUUCGCACCCACCACCCACGUCUGCUGCCACUGCUGCGCCUGCAUCCGCUGCUACUGCCCCGUGCUACUGCUUCGUUGGCCCGCGACUGCUGCUACUGCCGCGUCUCGUCUGUGUCGUCUGAGUCUUCCGUCCGUUCGUCUCGGCAUGCUUGGGGGCUUCUUCCUACUCUCCUAAGUGAUGGUGGCUGCCUGCGCGGGAACCGACGUGGCUGCAAUGAUCGAGAUGACGACGCCAUGUGAAGUUGUGUGGCGUCUGCGUCGGCUUCGGGUAGUGCGGCUGUGCCAUGGGUGGCGCUUCGCCCUGCCUCCAGUUCGUGGAUGCGACGGACGUGUCGGCGGAGGCGGCCCGGUACGAACAGGUGAGGACUGGCGAGGCAGUGCAGCUGGGUCGGGCGUGUGAUGCGUGCGGUGCUGGGUCGUGUCAGUAGGUUUGCGGGCAGUGGGGCACCGCCAUAGAGGGGUGCUGCGACUGGCGUGGAUUGCGUCUUCAUGCGGAGCCCGCGGCUGUUUGAGUCGCAAGCUACAACUUGUAACGAUGCCUUAUA